GCGGCUUCAGCAACUUCGAUCGACUGAGGAGCAAGAAAGUGUUAAUCCCAGAGUCCAAGGCCUUCGUGUCAUACCUGAUCGAGUUCCUCAAGAUCAUUCGAACCAACCGCGGCGAAGCCCUGCUGUCUUCUGAGGUCGAUCUUGAUCGCCAAGAGAAAAUCAUCAAGGACGUGCUGCGCAAAGGAUUCAAGGACCGAUGGGUGGAUGAGUUCGGGACCAACCUGGUCACUAUGGAUGAGCACAAAGCUCUGGCACCA
Messenger RNA from Symbiodinium pilosum, 257 nucleotides. The record is from the annotation of a GenBank genome assembly. NCBI's taxonomy places the organism in Eukaryota, Dinophyceae, Suessiales, Symbiodiniaceae.